Pochonia chlamydosporia 170 is the source of this 306-nucleotide messenger RNA. RefSeq lists its product as hypothetical. The transcript has a single exon. The coding region runs from base 1 to 306 and encodes 101 amino acids. NCBI's taxonomy places the organism in Eukaryota, Fungi, Ascomycota, Sordariomycetes, Hypocreales, Clavicipitaceae. The record is from RefSeq and is a predicted model, not a curated record.
AUGAUAUCUCCAAGCACGCCCAGUCCACCAGACAGUACGCUCUCGGCUAUGGGGCUACUCUGGUUCUGCGCCAACCUCCGCACACUAAUCGAACUUGCACUCGGCGCAAAGCUCCGAUUCCGUUCAACCAUGAGCUUCCCACGGCAUACCGUUGCCCUCGACACCUGCGGACAGUCCCCGGACCAAUGCUGCACCGGGAGUUUCACGUGUCCCCCAAACCUCUCCAUGUCCUCUUCUGUCUCAUAUGGCGUAUCCUUAAUGCCCAGCGAUAUCAAGUCUAUGAUAGCCACCGGUGGCACGCGGUAA